UAUCGUGCGGGAACCAGUGCCAGGCCAAGCUACUCAUGCCUUGUAAAUUAUGUACAUAAGUUACAAAAUAUUGACCGGGUGCACAUGAAUGGCCAGUCGUCCAACUUGAAACCAACAAACCAAGGGAACGAGCAGGGAAAUCUAAAAGCAUUGGUUGGCAUCGUCUGAAUAGAAACACGGCGUACACCAAGUCCUCAGUCUGCCGCUCAGACACUGGCCGAGCCUCGACGAUUUCAUUGGGGAUUUUCUGAGAGCACAACCGCAAAACGGACUCAAAAUAAAAAUUAAAGGAAACGAGGAACCCCACUUGACUUGUAAUAGCCUAUGUUGUGAUUUAUAUUUUUUAUGUGAAGAUUCCAGGGUCAAGAAAUUCGUGCAGUCGCUGAUGAAAAUAGCAAAGAAAGGAAUAAGAUAAACGUGAGAGAAACCUGGCGCACUGGACCCAAUAGCUCACGUUGAACUCCUGGUCCAACUAAAUACACCGGAACAUCUGUGAUUUACUUGAAGAUUUCCACAGGAUUUUGUAGAACAAGGACUCAAAGAAAAUAAGCUUUCAUUACUAAUACACAUGAAGAACAAAAUGUAGUCGAGGGUCAGAAGUAAAGCAAGACGGCUGCUUUUAGCCCAUUUAGGAUUUUAAGAAGGGUUAGAAAAGUGAACACCACCCUCCUCUGUUUGGUCACGUUUGGUCAGAGCUUAUCAUUCACCUGCUGCUUUAGAUCAGCUGACCCUCACCAGAUCAGAGAGGGGUCCCUCAUACAAACAGAGAGACGGGGGCUGAGGCAGGAGCACAGCUUUGGAGGAGGAGGAGGAAGUGCGGCCGGACUACAGGGGUCCAGGCCCUAUGGCCACCGACCCAGGAGAGCCCUCGGGCACGGAGGAGUCCUCGGAGAAACCCGAUGGACAGAGGGAGGAGGGCACGGAGCGGGACAGGACCAUCUCACAGCGGGACAGGACUCACAGCACCCCCUCAGACUUUCCCUCCUCCCAGGCUGAAGAGCGCAGGUUGGCUGGAGGUGAACAUGGGCAGGAGGUCCAGGGAAAAUCAAAUCGCUCCAUUUCUUUCUCUGCUUCUCUGUCUGUGGACUCCGGACAGAAGCGUCUGAGGAGAGAGAAGCGGUUCUUUAGAAAGAGUGUGGAGAUCUGUGAGGAGAAAGAUGAAGUGGACAUACCCUCUGAACCCUGUCAUAGCGCCCCUCAGCUGGACCUGCAAAGCUCUGACUCAGUCUUCACCAGCAAUACUCCACAACAAGGAGCUGCCUCGGCCUGUCCUGCUCUGGGCCAUGACCCCUCCUGUUCUGGGACAAGCCAGGAGCCAGACAAAGACCUGUCACUGUCAACCCAGAAGAAGGAGCGGGACAGGGAACAGGAGGAGGAAGCGGAGAUGAAGGCCGUGGCCACCUCUCCUGGAGGACGCUUUCUUAAGUUUGACAUUGAACUGGGUCGGGGAGCUUUCAAAACGGUUUACAAAGGGCUGGAUACAGAGACCUGGGUGGAGGUUGCCUGGUGUGAACUACAGGACCGCAAACUGACCAAGGCUGAGCAACAGAGGUUUAAAGAGGAAGCAGAAAUGCUCAAAGGGCUUCAACAUCCCAAUAUAGUGCGCUUCUAUGAUUCCUGGGAAUCAGUGCUGCGUGGCAAAAAGUGUAUUGUUUUAGUGACCGAACUCAUGACUUCAGGGACACUCAAAACAUACCUGAAACGCUUUAAAGUAAUGAAGCCUAAGGUCCUCCGCAGCUGGUGCCGGCAAAUCCUUAAGGGGCUGCACUUCCUUCACACCAGGACCCCUCCCAUUGUCCACAGGGACCUCAAAUGUGACAACAUAUUUAUUACAGGCCCCACAGGCUCAGUGAAGAUAGGAGACCUGGGACUCGCCACUCUUAUGAGGACAUCCUUUGCCAAAAGUGUUAUAGGAACUCCAGAAUUCAUGGCACCUGAGAUGUAUGAGGAACACUAUGAUGAGUCUGUAGAUGUCUAUGCCUUUGGGAUGUGCAUGCUGGAAAUGGCUACUUCAGAAUAUCCCUACUCUGAGUGUCAAAAUGCUGCACAGAUCUACCGCAAAGUCACAAGUGGAAUUAAACCAGCAAGCUUUGAUAAAGUGAAUGAUCCUGAGAUUAAGGAGAUCAUUGAGGGAUGCAUUCGACAGAACAAGAGCCAGAGAUUAUCAAUUAAAGACUUACUGAACCACGCUUUCUUUGGGGAGGACACAGGGGUGCGGGUGGAGCUGGCAGAAGAAGAUACAGGGCACCAGGAUUGUCUUGCCCUGCGGAUCUGGGUUGAAGAGCCUAAAAAACUCAAGGGGAAGCAUAAAGACAACGAAGCCAUUGAAUUCAGCUAUGACCUGGAGAAUGACAGUGCUGAAGAAGUGGCUCUUGAAAUGGUAAAGUCAGGCUUCUUCCAUGAAAGCGAUGCAAAGGUGGUGGGAAAAUCCAUCCGGGAUCGUGUUAAUCAGAUAAAGAAGUCACGUGAGCGCAGACAGCAGCAACUCCUCCAACAGCAGCAAGGAUUUGAGGAGAAAAGAGACCCUUGCCUUAUCUCCUACACUUUUUCUCACCCCUCGGGCUACUCCUCCCUGGGGCCAGCAGGCCAGUCAGAGGACAUCCACGAUGUGGACCAAUAUGUUCGACAACACCAGAUUACGAGUGGGACAACUCUGAGCGUGCCAGGAGAGAGUCUAGGUUCAGUCAGCUGUGAGUCUUAUGCCAGCGGCCAGAGCCAGGUCUACUAUCAGCAAGGGGACUCUUAUUCUAAUCUCCAAUCUAAUACUCCUGCAGUGGUCCAUCCUCAGCUGCUAUCAGUGGGAGAAAGCAGUAGUAUCCCAAAUGUCUCUCUUGGUCAGGCAGAAGGGGCAUUUAAUCAACAAAACAAACUGGUUCCACAGGAUGGAUCCUUACUGCCGAAUACAGAUGGUCAUUCUUCAUUGGGGUCAAUUCCAGCAAGUGGAGAAGAGAGUUUUCAGCUGAUGUCCAACGGACAAUUGGAAAAACUAAAAUGUCAAAGAAGAUCUUCUUGUCAAAAGUCAGAAAAAGUGUUACAUCAGUUCCAGCUGAGCAUGCUCCAGGUGUCAAGCAGUGGGGACAAUAUGGUUGAAUGUCAGCUAGAGACCCACAGCAACAAGAUGGUGACAUUUAAAUUUGACAUAGAAGGAGAUGCUCCUGAGGACAUAGCUGAUUAUAUGGUGGAGGAAGACUUUGUUUUAGAGGUGGAAAAAGAUACAUUUGUUGAAGAACUUAGAGCUAUAGUUAAAAAUGCCCAAGAAAUUCUUCAAUCACAUUCACAGACUGGAUCCACUGACCAGUUACAUGUGGGCACACCAACAUCUGCCUCUGGGGAGUCAGUCCCUCAUUCAUCUCCGGUGGGACGCUGGCGGUUCUUCAUUAACCAGACCAUCCGACACAGAGACUCCUUGUCCAGUCAAGGGACCGCCAGCACAACUGCAGAAGGAACGGUUGUCCAACUGUCAGAAAAAGACCAUGAGGGAUCCCAGACGGACAUCUCUGCUCCCCUUCAAACUCCUGCUCCUCCCGUCUCCUCUCUCUCAGCUCCAACCUUGAUGAUCCCUUCAACUACAGCUGCUUCUAUUGCUCACACUCCUCCAUCUGAACCAGCCUCUGCUCCUGCCUCCUCUUUACAGUGUCCCAUCCCUGAGCUCACUUCAGCCAUCACAUCAGGAUCUGUUAAUCAGACAUAUAAUACACCCUCCUCCUUGGCCACAACUGCAGCCACUGUUAUGACCCCAACGCAUACUGCAGUUCUGCCCAUAGUAAAUGCAUCUCCUGGAAGCAGUGGCUGCUCAGUUGCCUCUCAUAGUUUAGGCGAUGCAGUUAUAAUUAACCCAGUGGCAGGUGUGCCCUCCAAAGCAGUUCAGUCUCCUCCUAUUAGCACCACAGAAAUUUUGUCUUCUGUCAGCAUGGAUCAGCAGGCCCUUGUCCAAACGAUGGGCCUGACCGCAGUCCAGCGGCCUCAGCCUCUACUUCCUGCAACUGUGCCACAACAUGCUCCCAUAAUGCAGCAGCAACUUUCACUUCAGCAAGUCCCACCACUUUUACCUGUGCAGCCUCAAACUGGACAGGUACAGUCAAUCCCACCCCAGCAGACCCAUCAAAUGGCACCCCAACAACAAGUGCAUCAGUCUAAUGUAGGUGCAGAUAACCUUCAACUCCACCAGUCUGUGCAGUUACAACAACAAUUAAUGCAGCAAGUGCCAAUGCAAAUUAUACCACAACAGCAGCCUGUGCCUCUGCAGUCAUUUAUUCCUGUAUCUCUCCCUUUACAGCAAGCUCAUGUUCAACCUGGCACUCAGUAUCCACAGCAUCCAAAUUCACCUCUACCACAAACGGCUUCUCCAGCAAGUGGUGCUCCACUUCAACAGACACAGCGCGAACAGUUAAACUUACAACAGGGUCAACUACAGCAGCAGCGGUUACAAGGAAAUGUGGCUUUAAACCCAGAUCCAAUGCUUCCGUUGUCCCUUAGUCAACAGUUUGUUCAGCAGCAGUCACAGCUUAGUGUUAGCGCUGUCCCGCCACUGCAGAGUCAACAGCCAACACACUUUACCCCUGACACUCAGCAGGUGCCAUCACAAAAACUGCUUCAGCACUUUGAACAACAGGACAGUGGCCAAAAGCUACAGCACUUUACUUUGCAGAAGCAGUCAUCCUUAAGUCAAAGGUCUGAGUCUGAGGUGUCAACUGGAGAUGCAAGUCUUACAGAGGACACUGGGAGCUACUCUGCAGUUCUACCCCCCUCCUCUGAUUCAUCAAUGCCCCCUCUCAAUCUCAACACAACAGAAAGCCCACUGGCAGUGCAGGCCCAUGCUAUGACCCCAUCUCCUGCUCAGCCUUCCUCUGUUGCUGAGUCUGAUAGUGAAGGGCCACCAAAAAUAGAAUUUGUUGACAAUCGCAUCAAGACGCUAGAUGAAAAAUUGCGCAAUUUGUUGUAUCAGGAGUAUAACAGCGGUGCAGCUUUGACUGGAGGAGCACCUACAUCUCUGUCUGCUGGCUCCACAGCAGGUGUAGAUGAAUCAUCACAGCCACUGUCCACAUUGUCUGGACCCUGUGCUGUUCCUGUCUGUUCCUCUGAUACAUCCCCCCACUCUUCCACCUCCAGCACCUCUUCCACUACACCCCGCUCAUCCUCAUCAUCCCCUCCGCUGGACAGAGCUAGCAAGGCUGAAGAAGGGUGCCUUAAGUCAUCUGAAGUGAUUCCAGUGGAGCAGCAGCCUCACCCAUCUCUGCUUACCGAGACCAACCCUUUAUCCCCAAAAGAGAUUGACCUAAUCAUGACACAGCGACCACCUGUCCCUGGAGAACCAAUAGUCCUUGCUCUACCCCCUCAAUCUGACACCAGUACAACUGGAGAAGCAUCCUGGCCCCCCAGUCAGCAGCCGAUCCCCCUCCGGCAUGGACAACAGCAGCGCAAUGCAGGAGAUGAAGCUUCUAGUAGCCAGUCCUUAAGUGAGGAGAAGGAGGUGCCCACUGUGAACUCUCCAGAGAUACGCACUGGACGAUUUCAGGUGAUUCCAGUGCCACAGUCAUCUCCCCCAAAAGAGGCAGCACCAGGCCAUAUUAACGCUCCAAGAAAAGUGGGGCGGUUCUGCGUAACCCAAGCUGAAUCAAAGAAGGAGCAUAAGCAAACAGACAGCUCUCCUGUGUCUCCAGACCUAGAGAGAGAGAGGAGGAGGUCUCGUGCUAAAGAAGGGGAUAAAGAAGACAGUAAAAGGACUCCAGCAAUGUCUCGUUCACACAGCCACACUUACUCACCUCUGGGCAGCAGUGACGAUGAUGAAAGUGAAGUGGAGGAUGAAGAUUUGCGAAGGGAACUACACAAAUUGAGAGAAAAACACAUCAAGGAGGUGGUAUCCCUUCAGGCUCAGCAGAAUAGGGAACUUCAGGAGCUUUAUCGUCAGCUUCGUUCUCUUAAGGACCAGAGGCAGAGUUUGCCUGUUGCUCUGUCCCAAACCACACCGCUCCCUGCAGCUCUCCCUGUUUUGUCCCCACGAAGAUCCCGACCAGCCAAGGUCAAGCUCAGGCGACCCCACUCUCACAUGGACAAUAAUGGAGUUGCACUUUCAGGUAUCCAAAUGUCAAGUAGCUAUUUAAGUAGUGAUCAGAGAAUACCACUGGACAACCCACAGCAGCAUUUCUCUACUACUCAAAGAGAUCAUAGUCCUCUAAGAAAAAGCACAUUUACAGAUGAACUGCACAAGUUGGUCGAUAACUGGACUAAAGACCCAGUGGGAUCUACCCCUCCCAAACCUUCGCUGAAUCAAAUAAAGCAAAUUCAGCAGGUUCAAGAGUUAGGGGGCUGGAGCCAUUCUCCAGAGCCGACUCAGCCUGGUUGGUUUCCAGUUUCUCCCCUGAAUCCCCAGACGCCUCCAGCUCCAGGGAGCUUGUCUGUGACAGCCUCCUCUCACUUCACAGGUACAGGAGGAAACCUGUCUGCCUUGCACUCUCUUGGACCAACCCAACAGAUGCAACAGAGUUUACACCUGCACCAGUCUGUCCCCAUUCAACAAAUGACCUAUCAGCAGUCCCCAUUGCUACAACAGAUGGCACCACCAUCACGGAUGCAAGCAUCCGUGUUACCCCAGUCACAGACACAGCCCAUCUCUCAACUAGCUCUCUCCACAUCUCAAAGCCAGACCCUGCUGCCUUCCCAAAUGCCUACAUCUCCAGUUUCUGCUACAGCACCUCUGCUCCCUGUCAGUGGCACCACCUCAACUGUGGAAACUGCUGCUAUGACCCAAGCCACUUGCACCGCUGCGUGCUCUACAGCUGCUGCUCUGCCUUCUAGUGCCAAAAUUCACCCAAGUCCCCCCACCUCAACUCUUCCUUUGGGUCAAAAAUGAAACUGAAGUGUGAUGACAAGUAAUGUUUUAUGGCAUGGAAAACCAUUUGGUAAUAGAUGUAACUAAUUUUGAGCUGUGUGUUAUAUGUGUGGAAUGUGGGGUGAAUGGGAAAGGAUACAGAGAGGUUUGAGCAUGUAUAGAACAAAGGCUUCAUAAUGUAUGAACUUGGAUAACUGAUUUCUCCAGAAAUUAUGAAGGUAUGGAUUUGUGCAUUUGUCAGCAAGUUUUACUACUGAUUCAAACUCUUCCUUAACUGAAAUAACAUUUAAGUCAUACAUGUGUCUUG
Molecule: messenger RNA, 7136 nt
Organism: Boleophthalmus pectinirostris (great blue-spotted mudskipper)
Lineage: Eukaryota; Metazoa; Chordata; Actinopteri; Gobiiformes; Gobiidae
Gene: wnk3
Product: serine/threonine-protein kinase WNK3
Exons: 24
Coding region: 845-6850 (2001 amino acids)
Biological process (GO): protein phosphorylation; negative regulation of sodium ion transport; monoatomic ion homeostasis
Cellular component (GO): cytoplasm; cytosol
Molecular function (GO): chloride channel inhibitor activity; protein serine/threonine kinase activity; potassium channel inhibitor activity
Source: RefSeq, a predicted model, not a curated record